GCGGAAAAGUAUGAAAACUGCUUCGAUAACGUCAGAAUUUCGACAAAUGCGUGGGAUACCAACCUCGUUAAAGUUAAUCCUCUUUUUAUUGCCAUCAAUUGGAACGCCGGCGGAGGUGGAGCUUUCGCCGUGAUACCACAUAAGAAUGUUGGUAAAAUACAUGAUGGCAUACCAUUAUAUCGUGGACAUACAGCUCCAGUAUUGGAUACGGAUUUUGCGACCUUUAAUGAUUAUGUUAUUGCAUCUGGUGCUGAGGAUACCAAAGUAAUGAUUUGGAAUAUUCCAGAAGAACUUGGUGAACCUGAAUCGCCUGAUAUUGAGCCGGUCGCUAAAUUGAAUGGUCACGGACGGAAAGUGGGUCAUGUUUUAUUCCAUCCUGUAGCGGAUAAUAUUCUUGCUUCUUCAUCAGCCGACCUUACUUUAAAGUUAUGGGAUAUUGAAAAAGGUCAAGAAAAACAAUGUUUACAAGGUUUCGUAGAUUUUAUACAAUCCAUGUCCUGGAAUUAUAAUGGUAGUUUACUGGCUACAACGUGUCGUGAUAAGAAACUUAGGAUUUUUGAUGUUCGUUCUGGAAAUGUUGUUCAAGAGGCUUCCAGUCAUCAGGGUAUUAAAGGAUCUAGAGUCGCUUGGCUUGGUGAUACUGAUCGAAUUGUGACAACUGGUUUCUCAAAAAUGAGUGACCGUCAAUUAUAUCUAUGGGAUUCUGCAAAUUUGGAUAAACCGCUAAAGAAUAUUCUGGUGGACACUUCAUCUGGUGUUCUCAUGCCAUUUUAUGAUAAUGAUCUUAAGAUACUUGAUGGUAAUAUUAGAUAUUACGAAUUUGAAAAUGAUGAGUUAUUUUUCCUAAGUGAAUAUAAAUCAACUGAACCUCAACGUGGAAUGGCAUUUAUGCCAAAACGUGGUAUCAACGUAUCUGAGUGUGAAAUUGAUAGAGCUUACAAAGUUUCUAAUAAUUCUGUCGAACCAAUUUCUUUUGUUGUACCACGAAGGUCUGAUGCAUUUCAAUCUGAUUUAUUCCCUCCAACUUUGAGUGGCGAGCCUGCUCUCUCUGCAGACGAAUUUUUCAGUGGUAAAAAUGCAAAUCCCAAAACUAUUAGUUUAGAGAAUGGAUUUCAGGCUAAAGAGAAAAAAGAAUUUGUUUCUGCUGCUCCAAAGGAAGAAGAAACUGUUUCACCAACUCCAAAGACUGAAAAAGAAUAUCAAGAUGCAUACCAUCAACUUCGUCAAGAGAAUGAAGAUCUUCGAAAUCAGUUGGCGCAACGUGAUGUGACAAUUAGAGCAUUAACGAUUCAAUUAGAACAGUUGAAGGCAGGAUCAUCUUAA
This is a messenger RNA of Dentiscutata heterogama, 1323 nucleotides long. The record is from the annotation of a GenBank genome assembly. Lineage: Eukaryota; Fungi; Glomeromycota; Glomeromycetes; Diversisporales; Gigasporaceae.